UGGUUUUCGCUAGGCAUACUGGGGGAUGUAGUACACUAUGCAACUUGAACUGUAUUAUUUGUAAGACCUACAACUACAUCCCCCAAAAUAACUAAUAAGUUGUAGUAAAGUGAACUCUGGGAAAUGAAGUUUUUUUUUCAGAAGCCGUUUCUCACUCGGUAGCUUGAUAUGCUAAGCUAGCAAAAGAAGCAUGCAGCUGUAGUCAGAGGAUUGUGAAAUUACUGUUUCUGUCUGUUAAUUAACACCUAUAUAAAUCUGCGUUUGGCGUGUUAUACUACACUUGUUUGAUUAGAUUAUUGAAAACUAAAACGCUAAAAUGCUAUCCAGUUGAAGCUACACUCGACAACAUGUUAUUGGAGCUACUGCAAGGAAAUGAUUCGGGAGGAUUUUUACUCAUAAAAGACACUGCACAAUAUUCUGGAAGAUGCCUGCUGAAAAGUUUCAUCAAAGCUGCAUUGAACAGAGACGAAGAUGUCCACAUUAUCCUGUUUGAAGUUAGUGAACAAGAGCUGAAAGAUGGAUUAAAAGAAAUUCCAAUUCAAAGGUUACACUUCCAUAAUGCAUAUGAAGACCCCCUUGGAUGGACAAAUAGCACUUCUUUCACAGCUCAUCACUUCUGCUUAAAUCACCUCACACAGAUAUUAAAACAGACUUCUCAACCAAAAUCUACAACACUAGUGAUCGACUCGCUCUCCUGGAUCUUAAGGCAUGUUGAUACCACCAACAUUUGUUCUACACUUCAUCAACUUAAGAAAGGGGGAGCCGUAAGAACCAUUGUGGGUCUGCUUCAUGCCGAUAUGCAUCAAAAGGGCACUGUGGGAAGUGUGUGUCAUCUUGCCACCUCACUCAUCACUGUGGCACCUGGCAACGUAGGAGACACUUGUGUAGCAAAGAUAACAAAGCGUACAAAGUCUGGAAAAGUGCUACAGGAAGAACAUUCAUUUAGAAUUAAUGAAGAUUUAACAGUAACGAUGCUAAACAAGUCACCAAAUACUGAAACGGUGCAUGAAGAACAUCAGAUGGACCCAACCGCAAAUUUGACAUUUAACUUACGCUUAUCAGACAAAGAGCGUGAAGCAAAGGAAAAACUUUUACUUCCCUUCAUGUUCAGCAAAGACAAAAAAAACGCUCUUCUUCACUCGGGUGCUGGCUCGGGACGGAUUCUGUAUGAGCCUGAUGCCAGUGAUGACUAUGACCAGGAAGAUCCAGAUGAUGAUCUGGAUGUUUAAACAUCAGUGGACAACCAACCACAAAUAAGAUGUUUUCAGUACUAACUCUAUUAUUUUGUACAUAAAUAUGUUGCCAUAUUUUAUAAUCUCUUGAUUUUAAGAAUAAAAAAAAGAUAAUAUACA
Molecule: messenger RNA, 1352 nt
Organism: Boleophthalmus pectinirostris (great blue-spotted mudskipper)
Lineage: Eukaryota; Metazoa; Chordata; Actinopteri; Gobiiformes; Gobiidae
Gene: elp5
Product: elongator acetyltransferase complex subunit 5
Exons: 8
Coding region: 348-1229 (293 amino acids)
Biological process (GO): tRNA wobble uridine modification
Cellular component (GO): nucleus; elongator holoenzyme complex; cytosol
Molecular function (GO): tRNA binding
Source: RefSeq, a predicted model, not a curated record